Messenger RNA from Suillus paluster, 808 nucleotides. RefSeq lists its product as uncharacterized. Lineage: Eukaryota; Fungi; Basidiomycota; Agaricomycetes; Boletales; Suillaceae. The coding region runs from base 145 to 777 and encodes 210 amino acids. The record is from RefSeq and is a predicted model, not a curated record. The transcript has 4 exons. Gene Ontology annotation, molecular function: metal ion binding.
GAUCGUGCCAUCACGUGAUAAGGUCGCGCGUAACGCGUGUGUUUGUUGACGAGGACCAGGGUCAUCGACGUCCAGCUUGGGACUCCAUCAUCUCCUUGAGGUCGACAAAGACUUGAAAUUCUACAUUUCAGUCAGAAGACUGACAUGGACAACGACGGAGAUAUCCCAGUCUACUCCGAGCGUCAUCUUGCACUCUUUCAACUUGUCAAAGACGCUUUGGAUGACCUUCCUGUCUUGCAUGCUUCCGUUAUUCCAAAGGACGAAUCUUGCGCCAUAUGUCUUACUCCUUUUGAUGCCAUACUUGCUGGCGAGGUGCCCCAGGAAGGAGAAAUAGAAGAUGGCGUUACACAGGUGGCGGGCUGUGGACACUUAUUCUGCCGGAAGGACCUUUCAGAGUGGAUACGAAACUUUCACGGCAGUUGUCCAACGUGUCGACAUCCUUUUCUGGAUAUAAAGCCGUAUACCGAGUCUGACGCAGAAUCCUCUGAUGACGAGUAUUUUCCAGACGAUGAAGAUGAGGAAGAAGACGACUUCUUUGGGAUGGAUGAUUUCGACGACGAAUUCGAGGUGGAGGAGAUGGAAGUAGACUUGGAUGACAUCUGGGGUUAUGUUGACCUGAAUGCUGGUGACGAGUCUGACGAUGAGGAAGAAGAUCCCGAACCAGAUAUUGACGGUCUGCUUGAAGAGAAUCUCGAACGAUCCCGCAGCGUAUCUGAUGCUGACGAUGACGUAGAGGCAGAUGCUACUUGCGGAGAUUCGUCUCCACGCGAUAAAUAGGCUUCUCGAGGUAAUUUAUUGAUGCACAUUG